Lodderomyces pseudojiufengensis is the source of this 1479-nucleotide messenger RNA. It is a transcript of the gene DJP1, whose product is annotated as Djp1p. Gene Ontology annotation, biological process: protein import into peroxisome matrix. The record is from RefSeq and is a predicted model, not a curated record. NCBI's taxonomy places the organism in Eukaryota, Fungi, Ascomycota, Pichiomycetes, Serinales, Debaryomycetaceae. The transcript has a single exon. Bases 1 to 1479 code for a protein of 492 amino acids. Gene Ontology annotation, cellular component: cytosol.
AUGGUAGUAGACACAACUUAUUACGAUUUACUAAAUAUUGAAGUUACAGCCACAUCACUCGAAAUCAAGAAGGCAUACAGAAAACAAGCUAUCAGAUUACAUCCAGAUAAAAAUCCAGAUGAUCCUACAGCAGCAGCAAAAUUUCAAGAAGUUGGUCAAGCUUAUCAAGUUUUAAGUGAUGACAAUUUACGAUCAAAGUAUGAUAAAUAUGGAAUACAAGAAUCAAUACCAAAAGAAGGCUUUGAAGACCCUGCUGAAUUCUUUUCAAUGAUAUUUGGAGGAGAGGCAUUUAAGGAUUGGAUUGGAGAAUUAAGUUUAAUUAGUGAAAUAACGAAAUCAGCUGAAUUAUCAGAAGAAAAACCAGACGAUAAGGGAAAAGAUCAGAAAACCGAAGAAGCAUCAUCCAAAUCUACUUAUGAAUACAAAUCUACCGAUCCUAUAAAUAAAGAUCAAAAAUUUUUAUCACAUCAAAGUCAUGACGAAGCAACUUAUAAAGAAGUGGAAGAGAAAAAGAGAAAAGAAGAAUUGGAGAAAUUUGAAGAAGAAUGUAGGUUGAAGAAGAUUGAGACCAGAAAUAAAUUAGCUAAGACAUUAAUUGAGAAAUUAUCAUUAGUUACAGAAACAGAUAUGAAAGACGAUGUUAUUGAAUCAUUUAAAUCAAAGAUAAGAUAUGAAGCUGAAUCUUUAAAAAUGGAAAGUUUUGGUUUAGACAUUUUACAUACAAUAGGACUUGUUUACAAAAGCAAGUCGAAAAUAUUUUUAAAAAAUCAAACAUUUUUUGGUUGGGGAGGUUUAUGGUGGUCCGUUAAGGAGAAGGGAGGUGUAGUGAAAGAUACAUUUAGAACUGUUAGUGCAGCUUUAGAUGCUCAACGUACGAUGGAAGAAUAUGCUAAGAUGCAACAGGAUAAUGAGUAUCAUCUUAAAAAGGAAGCGGAUGAAGCAAAGGCAAAAGCUGAUGAGGAAAAAAAUAAACUAGAAGAAGAAUUGGAAAAACUUCAAAAACAGAAAAAUAAAGUAGAAGAAGAAUCUCAAUUGGAAAAACUUCAAAAACAGAAAAAUAAAGUAGAAGAAGAAUCUCAAGAACAAGGAACUGAAUCUACAAUAAAUGAGUCAAACAAAAUAGAUAAGGCUGACAAAGAUGUAGUUGAACCUACAAAACAUACAGCAGAAGAUUUAGCUGAAAUGGAACAAUAUCUAUUAGCAAAAGUUUUAGCUGCAGCUUGGAAUGGAUCUAAGUUUGAAAUUCAAGGUACAUUAAGAGCUGUUUGUGAUCAAGUACUAGAGGAUGAAGAAAUCACAAAUGAGCAAAGAAUUGCAAGAGCUAAAGCGUUAAGACUAAUAGGUGAAAUUUUUGUUUCUGUGACCAGAACAGAAGCAGAAGACGAAGAAGCUAAGGUUUUUGAAGCGUUGGUUGCUGAGGCAAGCACGAAAAGAGAAAAGAAGAAGAAGGGUCAUGCCAAAGGUGAAAGCGCUGUUUAA